AUGGGGACUUAUUCCAAUAGACACCAUUUGAUGUCCGAUGCUAACAACAGAGAGGCAUUUGUUCCACAUUAUGCCUGGUUUCAUUCAGGGAAUUUUUUCCCUGCUAUGAAAAUUGUCAAAAACCCCUUUCAAGCAACUCAGACGAACCACAGACCUGAUCUUGAUGCAGUUCCCAUCCGUUCUGUUGCUUCCUCGAAUGGACCAGCAACGAAUGGUGAGUUUGAGACUAUUUCCACCAAAAGCAAUAAAAAGAAGCCUUCUACAGGGUAUUCGAAUCAUAAUGCAUCGAAGGAUUUGGGGCCGAAGCAACCCAAAAAGAAGCAUUCUGCUACUAAGAAGGCUAAGGGACAAACUAAGCCAGGAGCAAGGGUAGAGAGGAAGAAUCCGAAUAUAGUUGUGGACAAUUUCAGCUUGGAUGUUUCAGGGGUACCUCCUCCAUUUUGUUCUUGCACUGGUGUCACUAGAGGGUGUUAUAAAUGGGGUGCUGGUGGAUGGCAAUCCUCAUGUUGCAACUCUAGCAUAUCUGAGUAUCCCCUACCUAUGAGUUCCUCGAGGCCUGGGGCUCGCUUGGCUGGGAGGAAAAUGAGCAAUGGAGCAUACGAGAAACUUAUAUACAGGCUUGCUGCUGAGGGUCAUGAUCUUUCUCAACCUGUUGACUUGAAGGACCAUUGGGCUAAACAUGGUACUAACAAGUUUGUUACAAUCAAGUGA
Molecule: messenger RNA, 711 nt
Organism: Ilex paraguariensis (yerba mate)
Lineage: Eukaryota; Viridiplantae; Streptophyta; Magnoliopsida; Aquifoliales; Aquifoliaceae
Source: the annotation of a GenBank genome assembly